Molecule: messenger RNA, 815 nt
Organism: Ochotona princeps (American pika)
Lineage: Eukaryota; Metazoa; Chordata; Mammalia; Lagomorpha; Ochotonidae
Gene: RIPPLY2
Product: ripply transcriptional repressor 2
Exons: 6
Coding region: 1-690 (229 amino acids)
Biological process (GO): embryonic pattern specification; negative regulation of transcription by RNA polymerase II
Cellular component (GO): nucleus
Source: RefSeq, a predicted model, not a curated record
AUGUGUGAAGUGCGACUAGCCCUGCUCUCGUUACAAGCUGCACUGGAUGCUUCAGGAGCACAGGGUUACAAAACACCUUCCCGGGCCAUUUGGGAGCUGCACGCGUUCACACCCGGGGCCAGCCCGGUGAGCCUUCACGCGCAGCCUUUUUGUUUACGCGGUGAGAACGCGAAGCUCCGCACGCGCGAAGGCCGCGAGGUUUUUAUAAAAGCGGGAGGUCGGCGAGCAGAGCCCGCGGCUUCUGCCGGCCCGGGCCGCGCCAUGGAAGUCGCAGCGAACGUGGAGCACUCGGAGGACGCGCAGCACGCGGAGAGCCAGGCCUGCGAGCGCGCCCACUGCACCCGCCAAGCGCCCGUGGCCUGCGACGGCCCGACACGGCGCGGGGGCGCGGACUCCGGGUCCGGAGUCUUCUGGAGACCGUGGCUGGACGUCCAAGGCCGGGAAGAGAAGCAGGCGGGGACCCUCGCCACGGAAGAGGAACCCCGUGGUCCCGGAAUGACCGAAGCCUCGGGAAAGCUUUUCCAGUACCAACACCCUGUCAGACUAUUUUGGCCCAAAUCAAAGUGUUAUGAUUACUUAUAUCAAGAAGCAGAAGCGCUCCUGAAAAAUUUUCCAAUUCAAGCCACAAUCUCAUUUUAUGAAGAUUCAGAUAGUGAAGAUGAAAUUGAGGAGCUGAUUUGUGAAAAUUAAUCUUAAUUUUUAUGACAUUCCAGGUUAUAAGAUUAAAAUUCAGUGUAUACAUGUAUUAUAAUCCUUUCAAACUAAUUUAUUUGUAUAUAAACUAUUAAUAAAAUAAAAUACUUUGUAAUUCUUAA